UCCCGGCUCGGAGUUCGCGCGUAUCGGACGUCUGUGGUGCCAGUGAGUGACUGAGGUGACGCUAGUGGUGUACACAUAACGUCAUGCUGCCUCGGCACACGCCGCAUUGAACAAACGUCUACAGAUAUGCUCCAGUCUCUAUUACAACCAAGUAGUCAACGCACGAAGUGUACAGCUAAAAAAAUGAUUGGAGCAAUGCCCGCAGUGGCCGUGCGGCAUGAGCGGCGGCGAGCUGAGAAGCGCGGGGGCGGGGGGCGGCGGCCCUCCCAGCUGCCCCUCCAGCUGGGCAGAGGGCUCGAGGAGGCCACCCCCUCGCCGGACCACCGGUUCAGGCACGAACUCUACUUCUGUAGAAAGACGGCAUUCCUGCAUGCAGUAGUGGGCUCGCUUCUGCUGGGCAUUGUGGUUCUGGUGGUGGGGCUGGUGCAGCUAUCUCCGGGGGCGGAGGCAGCUCAACAUCGCUACUAUCUGAUGGGCGCUGGGGCCGCACUCAUUGGGGCUGGGAUAUUGGGAGCCGUGCUAAGGUGUGUCUGCAUACACUGGUACAACAGGAAGUACCGUUCGGACUACCACGUGCCGGCGACCCACGCUGCCCCGAAGCACGUCAGCGUUGUGGAUAGCCAGGAAUACCGACCCAAGCUCAAAACCCAGGCAAGCGUGGGACGCGAGGUGGACCUGAUCAAGCAGCCCUCUGCCGCCAGCGACACCUAAAUAUGACCACACUUCUAGAUUAAUCUAUGGCGUCUUUCUGUGAUUCGUGUGAUGAUCGGGUGGUUAAUUGAAUGCAAAUUUUGUUUUUACUUUAUAUUCUUGAUUUGCUAUGUUUUCUGCCAAAACGUUUUAAUGUGUGGGAGGUUUUACAUUCGUUUAAAAAAUUCGUACUUAUGUGUUUAGUUAUUUUUUGAGUUUAAGACUUAAACAUUGUUUGCUCUUGUCUAUCGGGCAUAUUUGAAAUGCAAUCACGGUUAGAUGCCGUUUUAGUAUAAAUGUAUAAUUACAUUGUAAUAAUAAUAUGUGGUUCUGUCUGUGUAGAAUCAUCAAGUUAGUAGUUUACCCUUUAACGGUAAUUUUAGUUUGUAUUUUGAUAUAACUUUUGGAACUCUAUUUCUAGUCCUUUUAUUGUUUUUAAGGAUUUAUAUGAGAUUUUUUUAUUAGGAUUUUUUAUGUGUUUAUUAUAAACCUAUUAGACUUAAAACGGACAUGCGUUCUUGUAUUAUUCAGUCUUUGACAAUAGAGAUCAUUAUUUAUUACAAGAUAAUAUAUUCGUUACAUAUCAUAAAAAACAUAAUCUCAAAUUAUUUUUAUCACGCGAAGAAUAACGAAUUUCUUGUUAUAAUAUGUAAAUAUUCAUUUCAAAAAUGUACUUAUCGCUAUGUUAUUCUAACCCUACCGUCCGAAUGAACACAAUUUUGUCAGUUUAUCUCAUGGAAAAUUCCAAAAUUUAUCGCUAAUAUAAACUUAAUGUUAAUCGAAAACAUGCUUGUGGCCAUGUUUGUAUGACAAGUAAGUAUCAAAUGUAAUAGUACGUAAAACAGAUACGAAUUACAUUAUCAUACAAGUAGUUCUUCCACCUCUCUGAUCAAAUAUCACUUGAUCCUUUGAAUGGAGAAGAGUAGUCCCCGAAAAUGUUCUUUAUCCUAGGCUUUAUCUUUUCCAUUAAGCAGUAAAGAAAUUCGAUAAAGAUCAACAGAUUGUCUUGUUAAAGUCCACCUGAUUGACUUUUUGAUAGCCCUGCCAGGACUGUCAAACUAAGUGAUACAAAAUGAAUAUUCUUUGCUAGGG
Messenger RNA from Zerene cesonia (dogface butterfly), 1782 nucleotides. RefSeq lists its product as uncharacterized. The transcript is spliced from 5 exons. NCBI's taxonomy places the organism in Eukaryota, Metazoa, Arthropoda, Insecta, Lepidoptera, Pieridae. The record is from RefSeq and is a predicted model, not a curated record. The coding region runs from base 127 to 711 and encodes 194 amino acids.